Dipodomys ordii (Ord's kangaroo rat) is the source of this 237-nucleotide messenger RNA. It is a transcript of the gene Ccl28, whose product is annotated as chemokine (C-C motif) ligand 28. Gene Ontology annotation, cellular component: extracellular region. The record is from RefSeq and is a predicted model, not a curated record. Gene Ontology annotation, molecular function: chemokine activity. The coding region runs from base 1 to 237 and encodes 78 amino acids. Gene Ontology annotation, biological process: immune response; cell chemotaxis; positive regulation of cell-matrix adhesion. Lineage: Eukaryota; Metazoa; Chordata; Mammalia; Rodentia; Heteromyidae. The transcript has 2 exons.
AUGGAUGAUUCCAAGCAGGUUAUGAAAUAUGGAUAUAGGCAAUUCCUUCAUGUGAAGCGCAGAAGAGUCUGCGUCAGCCCACAUAGUCUCACUAUUAAGCAGUGGAUGCGAGCUGAAGCAGCCAAGGAACAUGGCAAAGACAACAAUUGCCAUAAGAAGAAACACAAUGGCAAGAAGAACAGGAAGGGCCCCAUCAGGAGAAAACAUGAAACAGCCAGCCCUAAAACGCCUUAUUAG